Molecule: messenger RNA, 702 nt
Organism: Emiliania huxleyi CCMP1516
Lineage: Eukaryota; Haptophyta; Isochrysidales; Noelaerhabdaceae
Exons: 1
Coding region: 1-702 (233 amino acids)
Source: RefSeq, a predicted model, not a curated record
AUGGAGGCCAACAAAUCCUUGGACGAGAUCAUAAAGGAAAAGUCGAAGUCCAAGGCCGGCAGCAGCGGCAAGAACGAGCUCACGGCCGAUGUCGCAAAGCGCAGCAAGGCGCAGCGCGCAGCCAAGGCUGCCAAGGCGCGAGGCAUGGACGUCGACGCGCCGGCUGCGCCGAUUGUGAAGCCCCGCAAGAAGGGCGGGGCCUCGGGCGCCAAGGCCAAGAUCGGCGCCAAGCGGGUCGGAAAAGCCGCCGGCGCGAAGACUGCGGCAGGUGGCUCCAAACAGGGCAGGUCGCUCCAACAGCAGAUGGGGAAGGCCAAGGGCACGAGUAGCAAGCCAGUCGCGGCGUCACAGAUCAAAAUUGUGAUCCCCGGGACGACGAGCCCGGCAAAGCUGCUGCCUGGUGGCCGCGGACGCGGCGGCGGCGGCGGCGGCGGCGGCGGCCGUGGCAAGGGAGGCGUUCGUGGCGACGGCGGCAAGGGCGCGCGCGGCGGUGGCGGCAAGGGCGCGCGCGGCGGCAAAGGUGGCGGCGGCAAAGGUGGCGCGCGCGGCGGCGGCGGGCAGGCGGGCACCCGUGGCAUUGGCAAGCAGCGCGUCGUGAUCGUGGCGGGCGGGCGGUCUGGUGGCGGCGGCGGGACGGCAAAGAAGACGAGGAAGGGAGGUGGCGGCGCCCCGACAAGUCUGUCGGCACGCUUCGGCGCGUGA